Messenger RNA from Anoplophora glabripennis (Asian longhorned beetle), 2685 nucleotides. RefSeq names its product protein unzipped. The transcript has 3 exons. The record is from RefSeq and is a predicted model, not a curated record. Lineage: Eukaryota; Metazoa; Arthropoda; Insecta; Coleoptera; Cerambycidae. Bases 238 to 1689 code for a protein of 483 amino acids.
GUUUCGACUUCGUUACUUCGUUCGUCCCGCCAUUAGUAGUUGCACAUUCACGGCAGUUGCGUGUUAAUCGAUAAAUCCACAUACUGUAGAUUUAUGAAGUACAAAAAAAGCAUCCCUCCAGUCUAUGAGUGGUUUAGUGGCUUAAAAGAAGUGCUCGUAAUUUAGGAUAUUAUUUUCGUUUUACACCCCUGGGCGAUAUUUUUGUUAAGGGAAGGGCUUUCCAGGGAAAAGGCCAAAAUGGGGGAGCUCUAUUACACGUUUUCGCUACUCUUAGUGUUAAAGGUAUUGUCAGUAAAGGCAGACCACUCUGUGCAUAUCUUGUCCGAAAAUUUUGAGCAGUAUAUAACAUCCUCCACCUUGCAAUGGGUUCCCAGCAACGAGAUUGAUGAAAAGCUUUUAGAUAGCGCUGUUGUAGCCGCUUAUCAGUCAUUUGAAGAGCCAAGAGAAAACGAACUUGAAGAGGAGAGCCAGGACAUUUUAGUCCAUACCGUUGACAAACCCGUUUACGUCUGCAGGGCUAGAAUCAACAGUGUGUGGGUGUCCGGACAACUUCGACCUAAGAAGUCAGCCUGUGUUGUGUCCUUGUACAAGAAAGUAUCCGAAUACAAUCAGUUUGAAGUCUUAGUGAGCAUUGAAAAAAGUUCCAGAUUGAGCUGGGUGUACAAAAACAAGUACACGUUGAUUUCAGAAGGUGCUGUAACUAGUGGAGAAAACAUUUUAAAAACUUACAUAGCGAGACGAUCCGCAAACAGUCACAAUAAGGAUGGCUCCCUAACGUACAAUGUGGGUAAGUUUACACCCUCGGAAAAUCUAGGAGUCUUUCAUUUGGUGGACCAAAAUAACAAUGAGCUUCAGUUUGAAGACGGUGAAAUUCUAGUCGAAACUGAACCGAUUGCAUAUGAACUUAAAUCCAUAAAAUUGGAACGAUUCCGAGGUCGAUUCCCAAGAACCCAAAAGAAACUUGGUGAAGCCGUUUUGAAAAAUGAAGAGGAUGUCCUGCAACAUGUAGCAAGUGUGAUAAGUUACAAAUAUAACUAUUCCUUAUUUUGGGGGAAAGGCCAUGGCCUUUUAACUGGGUUACCAUUCACCGUUACCCUCCCAAACGGUACGCAUGUGAAGGGCCAAUGGGCGGUCCCAAAGGAAGAACUAAAGUCAGAAGUAGCACCGGUGGAAAAAUAUUUAGAAGCUGGCACCGCUGUCAAUGUAACACUAAUGGGUAAUUAUACUGAAUCCGAAAUACCGUAUAACGCUACUGUUGUUGCUAUUUAUAAAGACGGCGAGAAAAAAGAAAUAGAGAUUAGAGACACAAAGCGAGAAAAAAUAGUAUCAGACGUGAUAGCACUAUACGAUCCCGUAUAUUUCCUCCACAACAAUAGCCAUGUACCUACUACGACAACUACUACAGCCGCCACUACCAGCGGAACUACUAGCACCACUUUUAAAACAUCGACUCCGCAAGAAAUUGCGUCUGAAAUACCUACAUCUCAUAAAACCGUGGAUAAAAAUAAUAAAUUGUCAAACCAUGAAGACAACCAUAAUAUAUUAUCCGAUGACCAAAAUGUCGACAGACAAAAUUCAUCUGAAAAGAAGCCUGAUGUACCUGCAAAACCAGACGGUGCAUGUUCCAUCGGGAUGUUCAGUUCAGUGACGAUAUUAGCAGUUUCUUUGGUGCUUCUGAGGGUUACGUAAAUGAACGAUUGUAACACACCUUGGCUUGCUUAACUCCUAGUGAGAUAGUGCGAAAUGAUUAUUCGGGCAAGUGCAGCUUGUUUUAUAUAUUAUUCAUUUUACCACUAGAUAUUUCGUUUCAUCUCAAUAGUCAUUCUAAAACAAUGUAUAUAGUUUGUAUAUAAAUGCUGAGGAUUGUUGAGGUAUCUCACAUAACAUUGGUGAUAUUUUUUAUUGUGACUACGUCCACGUUUAUUUUAGAUUGUAGAUUGGGGAUCCGGCUGAUGUAGAUGGUUUACAUUUUAGGAAAUUCGUAAAAUAUGUUUAAAUUUGCAAAUUGUAUUAUAUACACUAUGCAGUAUGUAUUAUUAUUCAAUGCUUGCACAUUUUUCUUUAAUAUAAACCGUCUAUAUUAAUAAAAAUUAGGGAGAGGGUAGUUUAGCAAAAUAGAAUAUAUUUUGCAAGUAAUAUGUAAAGAUGUAGUAAGUGGUAUAUAUUUUUGCUAAAAAUUAGAGCUAUUCUGAUUCAGUAUUGAAAAGGUACAAACUUUUUUUUGUGCAUUAAUGUUAUUUCAAGCACAAGCCAAUACUUUCAAACGAGAAUUUUUAUAGUUCUCCUGUAAAAGUAAGGUGUGACUGGAUGAUCCAUUCCAAUAGUAAGUACAAAAAUGGAGUUCAUAUUUCAAAUCAAAUUUAAUGAAUAAGCAAAACAUUACAAUCUCUUAAAAUAAUCUUAUUCUAAUAACUGUGAAAUAUACACAUGUAAGCUUGAUGAUGUUAAAAAUUUAAUAGCAUUAAAAUUCCAUAUUAAGAUAUACAUAAAUACAAAAAUAUGUGUAGCAUAAAGUUCCGUAAACGUCUGAUCUGACUUUUGCUUCAUGUAUCAGAUUUGUUUUCAGUAAUAAUAAUAUUACUGCUGGUGUGAUUCUCCUUGGACUGAAACCUGUAUAAAGAAUGUUUGUUUAAUUGUACAUUUCUGUAAUAUGUAGAUAAUCAAUAAAAAGGUAUCUAAAUUGAA